AUGUGUAUUUGGAGUACACCAUCAGGGAAGCUUUUGGGGUUUAUGGUCAGUCGAAGAGGUAUCGAGUUGAAUCCUUCAAAAAUCAAAGCAAUUCAAGAAUUGCCACCUCCAAAGAACAAAAUUGAGGUUAUGAGCCUUCUAGGAAGGUUAAACUACACCAGCAGAUUCGUUGCUCAACUCAAAACAACUUGUGAGCCUAUCUGUAAGUUAUUGAAAAAGAAUGCCACAGUCGAGUGGACUGACGAAUGUCGAGAAGCUUUUGAAAUUAAGAAUUACCUAUCGAAUCCCCCUGUGUUGGUUCCUCCCGAGCUGGGAAGACCUUUGAUAUUGUAUAUGUCAGUACUGGAUAAUUCUUUUGGUUGUGUACAGGGUCAGCAUGAUGACACUGGGAAGAAAGAGCGGGCCAUUUAUUACCUCAGCAAGAAGUUUACCGUCUACGAAGCGAAGUACAACCUUCUUGAAAGAAGGUGUUGUGCCCUAACUUGGGUAGCACAAAAGUUGAAACAUUAUCUUUCAUCUUACACUACUUAUCUCAUAUCUCGUAUGGAUCCAUUGAAUUACAUUUUUCAAAAGCCCAUGCCCACAGGCAGGCUUGCGAAAUGGAAAAUAUUGCUCACAGAGUUUGACAUUAUCUAUGUAACGCGGACCGCAAUGAAAGCUCAAGCAUUGGCAUAUCAUCUGGCAGAGAACCCUAUUGAUGAAGAAUAUGAACCACUUAAAACCUAUUUUCCAGACGAAGAGAUAUCUUGUAUUGAUGAAGAUAUUAACGAUAACAAUCAAGGUUGGAAGUUAUUCUUUGAUGGUGCCUCUAACAAGAAAGGAUUUGGAAUAGGAGUUGUUCUUAUAUCUGAAUCAGGGGAAUAUUACCCUAUAUCAGCCCAACUUAGAUUCUAUUGUACUAAUUAUAUGUCUAAGUAUGAAGCGUGCAUUUUAAGUCUGAGGUUAGCUGUUGACAUGGGCAUCCAUGAAUUGUUAGUGUUAGGAGACUCAGACUUACUAGUUCAUCAAAUUCAAGGAGAAUGGGAAACUCGAGACCCAAAGCUCAUACCAUAUCAACAUUGUUUACAAGAUGUUUGUCAACAAUUCGUGUCGAUAAAGAUUAGACACAUUCCCAGAGUGCACAAUGAGAUUGCAGAUGCAUUGGCCACUUUAUCUUCGAUGCUCCAACACCUUGAUGACGCUCAUAUCGACCCUUUAUACAUACAAAUUCGUGAUCAACAUGCUUAUUGCAACAUGAUUGAGGAAGAAUUUGAUAGUAAGCCUUGGUUUCAUGAUAUCAAAACAUAUCUUCAGUCUGGAGAAUGUCCGUCGGAUGUAACUAGUAAUCAAAAGGACUAUUCGACGACUAGCAAUGGGUUCUUUCUUAAGCGAAGGCAUAGUAUAUAA
Molecule: messenger RNA, 1386 nt
Organism: Solanum pennellii
Lineage: Eukaryota; Viridiplantae; Streptophyta; Magnoliopsida; Solanales; Solanaceae
Exons: 1
Coding region: 1-1386 (461 amino acids)
Molecular function (GO): RNA-DNA hybrid ribonuclease activity; nucleic acid binding
Source: RefSeq, a predicted model, not a curated record